CGGCAGCAAUGUGGAGGGAAAGGGCGACCACGUCCAGCUGAACAUUUUACACACUUUUGCAACGGUUUUUAUACCUCUUUUAUAAACUUUGCACGAGAAAAAACGCGACUCGUCGCUUCUUUGGGAGGAAAAACAAUCGAGUGAGAAGUGGAGAAAACUGCAGCCUGACCGUCGCGUGUUUUUUCAGGGUUUUUUCUCCUUUAACUCGAGCCAUUGUUUUCUCACACAUGGAUAUUAAAGGAGAUAACAUCGGACGCGUUGCUUGCUCUUGAGUAACCCCUCUCGCUCGCUUUGGACUGUAGUUUAUGUGGUCCCCGGGCUCUGUAGGAGGAGGAGAGAGAGUCCCAUUCCUCAGCAGCACAACAAGGAGACACACACAGGGGCCACAAGUUGUCCACAAGCUGCGAAGGAGACCAAACUUUGCCAAGUUGCUGCGCAUCCGGCCGCUGACGCCAAAAUAUCCUGCGAUAUUUUCGCAACUUUAACUGUGGAUUAUUAUCGCGAGGCUCGUCAUGGACCAGGGGAGCGCGUUCAGAGGAUGAAAAGGGGCUUUUGAAACAUGAACACUUUCUUGUAGUUAGUUUGCUACUCCUGUGACUCGUUUGGACUACACUGAUCUGUUAAAAAAAUAUUGAUUUUUUUCCGCCUCUCGUCGAUACUAUAUAUUCUGCAAAAAUGCCACAGUUGAACGGAGGUGGUGGGGAUGAUUUGGGGGCCAAUGAUGAGAUGAUAUCGUUUAAAGACGAAGGGGAGCAGGAGGAAAAGAUCUCCGAAAAUGUGUCAGCGGAAAGGGAUCUGGAUGAUGUGAAAUCCUCGUUAGUGAACGAGUCGGAAAACAACAGCAGCUCGUCAGACUCAGAGCAAGCAGAGAGGCGCCCCCAAACCAGACCCGACUCAGAAAGUUAUGAGAAAGCAAGAGACUACUUCAGUGAAGCACUGAGGAGGCAGCAAGAUGGUGGCUUUUUUAAGAGUCCUCACUAUCCUGGCUACCCGUUUCUCAUGAUCCCAGACCUCACCAAUCCAUAUCUAUCCAACGGUUCGCUGUCUCCGAGUGCACGAACAUACCUACAGAUGAAAUGGCCUCUUUUGGACGUCCCUGGAUCUGCAGGACUAAAAGACUCCCGCUCUCCAACACCGGGGCAUUUAUCCAAUAAAGUCCCAGUGGUGCAGCACGCCCACCAUGUCCACCCACUGACACCCCUCAUCACCUACAGCAAUGAACACUUCUCCCCCGGCACGCCACCAUCACACCUCUCCCCAGAGAUCCUUGACCCAAAGACAGGUAUUCCUCGGACACCUCACCCGUCAGAGCUCUCUCCGUAUUACCCCCUGUCUCCUGGUGCUGUUGGCUCCAUUGCACACCCUCUGGGCUGGCUCAUGCCACAGCAGGGCCAGCCCAUGUACUCCAUCCCUCCGGGGGGAUUCCGUCACCCCUAUCCAGCGCUAGCAAUGAAUGCAUCCAUGUCCAGCUUGGUGUCCAGUCGUUUCUCCCCUCACAUGGUGACUCCGCCACCACACAGCCUCCAUCAGACCGGCAUCCCCCACCCGGCCAUCGUCUCCCCAGCUAUCAAACAGGAGCCCAGUGGUGACAUGAGCCCCUCGAUGCAUGCCAGGAAAUCCCCGGUUCCUCCCAAGAAAGAAGAGGACAAGAGGCCUCAUAUCAAGAAACCUCUGAACGCUUUCAUGCUGUAUAUGAAGGAGAUGAGAGCCAAAGUAGUGGCAGAGUGCACUCUGAAAGAGAGCGCUGCCAUCAACCAGAUCCUUGGAAGACGGUGGCAUUCCCUGUCAAGAGAGGAACAAGCCAAAUACUACGAGCUGGCCAGAAAAGAGAGGCAACUCCACUCCCAGCUCUAUCCAGGGUGGUCAGCACGAGAUAACUAUGGAAAGCGAAAAAAGAGGAAGAGGGACAACAAACCAGACUCAAAACCAGAAGACUUCUCAAUAAGAAGCAAGAAGCAGUGCGUGCAGUACCUGCCCUCAGAGAAGAUGUGUGACAGCCCGGCGUCGUCCCAUGGCAGCAUGCUGGACUCGCCGGCCACCCCCUCUGCAGCCUUGGCCUCCCCGGCUGCUCCGGCCGCCACUCACUCUGAGCAGGCCCAGCCGUUAUCGCUCACCACCAAACCGGAGGGACGCAUGCACCACCACUUCUCCCUUGCUGGGAAAGCUUCUGGAUCCACAUCUUCUUCUUCCUCCUCCUCUUCCUCUUCCUCCUCCUCCUCCUCCUCCCACACCCACCUCUCCAUCCCAAUUGGUACUUCAGGUAGCCAGUCGACCACCCCCAUCCUCACCCGACCAAUCCCUUUCACCUCUCUGCACCCCUCCAUGCUCUCCCCCCCUUCCCCUUUCCAUCAGGCAGCCCUUCACUCCCAUCAUGCCCUCUUCCAGUCGCAGCCCCUCUCCCUGGUUACCAAACCAACUGAAUGAAUCCGCAAAGUCAAAUUCUCUCCCAUUUAUUGUGCUGUAUAUUGCUUUUCUUUAAAAUAGUUAUUAGAACAACUUUUUUUCUAAAUAAUGAAAAGGAAGAAAUAUUAUUGGUCAAUAUUUGACUGUCUCCUUUUCUACAUCUCUCAAUGAAAACAAAAUGUAUUUUUUGUAAAGUUUACUGCAGAACUGGUUUCUUUUUUGAUGCAUUUAUCCAAUGAACCUCUUGUAUAAAAGAACCAAUGUACAUAAAGUUUCUCUAUAAAAACAAAAAGGAACAAAAACAUGUUUUCUUUUUAGCCAAAACCUGAUUAAUGUUAGUAUUAAGUUUAAGUCAUAGUACUGGCCAAUAAUUGCAGCCCCCCUCCCACC
This is a messenger RNA of Plectropomus leopardus (leopard coralgrouper), 2793 nucleotides long. It is a transcript of the gene tcf7l1b, whose product is annotated as transcription factor 7 like 1b. Gene Ontology annotation, molecular function: RNA polymerase II cis-regulatory region sequence-specific DNA binding; DNA-binding transcription factor activity, RNA polymerase II-specific. The record is from RefSeq and is a predicted model, not a curated record. Lineage: Eukaryota; Metazoa; Chordata; Actinopteri; Perciformes; Serranidae. Gene Ontology annotation, cellular component: beta-catenin-TCF complex; chromatin. Gene Ontology annotation, biological process: regulation of transcription by RNA polymerase II; generation of neurons; canonical Wnt signaling pathway.